ACAACAACAAAAAAAAUAUAUGACACAGUGUUUUGACGUUGUAUUAAUUUUAGUACUUUUUGAAUAAAAUAAAAUCACAAAAUAUUUUUUUUCCUCUAUAAAUAAACAAAUUAAAAAUGAAUCGAUUGUUCGGACGCGCAAAACCCAAAGAACCUGGUCCGAGUCUCAGUGAUUGUAUUGCAGGAGUCGACAGCAGAGCAGAUGCAGCUGAAAAAAAAAUUCAUAAUUUAGAUAUCGAAUUAAAAAAAUGCAAAGACCAGAUGAUGAAAAUGAGAGAUGGCCCAUCUAAGAACGCAAUUAAAACCAAAGCCUUGAGAAUAUUGAAACAGCGUAAAAUGUAUGAAAACCAGGUCUCUAACUUGAGACAACAGGCUUUUAAUAUGGACCAGACUAAUUAUGCCACUCAAACUCUCAAAGAUACUCAGAUCACUGUAGCAGCUAUGAAAGAUGGAGUGAAACAAAUGCAGAAAGAAUUUAAAAACAUAAAUAUUGAUAACAUUGAGGAUGUCCAAGAUGACUUGGCAGACAUGUUAGAGCAAGCUGAUGAAGUCCAGGAAGCUCUAGGUCGUAGCUACGGCACACCUGAGAUAGAUGAUGAUGAACUUGCCGCUGAGUUGGAUGCUCUAGGCGAUGAUCUUGCCCUGGAUACUGAUACUUCUUACUUGGAUGACGCUAUUUCUGCUCCCAGUGCUCCGGACAAAGAACCUGGCAUCGCUUCUAUCAAGAACAAGGAUGGAGUCCUGGUUGAUGAAUUCGGAUUACCGCAAAUACCUGCCAGCUAAAUCGAUUUUAAAAUUUAUUCGAAAUAUUAAUUAACUCGAGUCAUUCUAAAAUAAUUGCAAGCUGAACAUUUUAAAUUUAAAUCAAAGUUCUCUAUUUAAACAGCGAUUAAAAAUAUGCUAUUGACUAAUGAAAUAAUUACUAAUUAAUAAUUAUUAAAUAAAAUUAAAAUGUGUCUGCAUAAAAUAAUUAUA
This is a messenger RNA of Microplitis demolitor, 974 nucleotides long. RefSeq names its product charged multivesicular body protein 5 (gene Vps60). Gene Ontology annotation, cellular component: multivesicular body. Bases 117 to 782 code for a protein of 221 amino acids. Lineage: Eukaryota; Metazoa; Arthropoda; Insecta; Hymenoptera; Braconidae. The transcript is spliced from 4 exons. Gene Ontology annotation, biological process: late endosome to vacuole transport via multivesicular body sorting pathway; vesicle budding from membrane. The record is from RefSeq and is a predicted model, not a curated record.